Molecule: messenger RNA, 1733 nt
Organism: Rhinopithecus roxellana (golden snub-nosed monkey)
Lineage: Eukaryota; Metazoa; Chordata; Mammalia; Primates; Cercopithecidae
Gene: SLC16A11
Product: solute carrier family 16 member 11
Exons: 4
Coding region: 176-1684 (502 amino acids)
Biological process (GO): transmembrane transport; monocarboxylic acid transport
Molecular function (GO): monocarboxylic acid transmembrane transporter activity
Source: RefSeq, a predicted model, not a curated record
UGGCUCGGGCCCCUGUGGUGAUCUCUGUUUACCGAGAGAGCUCGUCGAAGUUGGGCUCCAUCGCUGCUCUCGCUCCCCUUCGGGGCCCCCGCCCGCCUGGGAAGCGGAGAGAAAGCCGGGCCCAGCCCUUCCUCGCCCUUCCCCUCCCCGCACAGCCCGGAGAGGUCGGACGGCGAUGACCCCCCAGCCCGCCGGACCCCCGGACGGGGGCUGGGGCUGGGUGGUGGCGGCCGCAGCCUUCGCGGUGAACGGACUGUCCUACGGGCUGCUGCGCUCGCUGGGCCUUGCCUUCCCUGACCUUGCCGAGCACUUUGACCGAAGCGCCCAGGACACUGCGUGGAUCAGCGCCCUGGCCCUGGCGGUGCAGCAGGCAGCCAGCCCCGUGGGCAGCGCCCUGAGCACGCGCUGGGGAGCCCGCCCGGUGGUGAUGGUUGGGGGCGUCCUCGCCUCGCUGGGCUUCGUCUUCUCGGCUUUCGCCCGCACUCUGCUGCACCUCUACCUCGGCCUGGGCCUCCUCGCUGGUGAGGGAAGUGGGAUGCCCGGGUCAUUCAGGGUGAAGGUGGGGACAGGAGCUUGUGGGACCUGGGGUAGCGAACGAGGCGAGGGCCUGGUGCGGAGAGCAGGACUGGGAAUGCUGGGGCGGGCGUCCCCAGUGCCGGCCCCCAUCCCUUCCCAUUCAUUCGCAGGCUCUGGUUGGGCCCUGGUGUUCGCCCCUGCCCUAGGCACCCUCUCGCGUUACUUCUCCCGCCGUCGAGUCUUGGCGGUGGGGCUGGCGCUCACCGGCAACGGGGCCUCCUCGCUGCUCCUGGCGCCAGCCUUGCAGCUUCUCCUGGAUACUUUCGGCUGGCGGGGCGCUCUGCUCCUCCUCGGCGCGAUCACCCUCCACCUCACCCCCUGUGGCGCCCUGCUGCUACCCCUGGCCCUUCCUGGCGACCCCCCAGCCCCACCGCUUAGUCCCUUAGCUGCCCUCGGCCUGGGUCUCUUCACACGCCGGGCCUUCUCUAUCUUUGCUCUAGGCACAGCCCUGGUUGGGGGCGGGUACUUCGUUCCUUACGUGCACUUGGCCCCCCACGCUUUAGACCGGGGCCUGGGGGGAUACGGGGCAGCGCUGGUGGUGGCCGUGGCUGCCGUGGGCGAUGCGGGCGCCCGGCUGGUCUGCGGGUGGCUGGCAGACCAAGGCUGGGUGCCUCUCCCGCGGCUGCUGGCCGUAUUCGGGGCUCUGACUGGGCUGGGGCUGUGGGUGGUGGGACUGGUGCCCGUGGUGGGGGGCGAAGAGAGCUGGGGGGGUCCCCUGCUGGCCGCGGCUGUGGCCUAUGGGCUGAGCGCGGGGAGUUACGCCCCGCUGGUUUUCGGUGUGCUCCCUGGGCUGGUGGGCAUCGGAGGCGUGGUGCAGGCCACGGGACUGGUGAUGAUGCUGAUGAGCCUCGGGGGGCUCCUGGGCCCUCCCCUGUCAGGCUUCCUGAGGGAUGAGACAGGAGACUUCACCACCUCUUUCCUCGUGUCUGGCUCUUUGAUCCUCUCGGGCAGCUUCAUCUACAUAGGGUUGCCCAAGGCGCUGCCCUCCUGUGGUCCAGCCUCCCCUCCAGCCACGCCUCCCCCAGAGAGGGGGGAGCUGCUUCCCGCUCCCCAGGCAGUCUUGCUGUCCCCAGGAGGCCCUCGCUCCACUCUGGACACCACUUGUUGAUUAUUUUCUUGUUUGAGCCCCUCCCCCAAUAAAGAAUUUUUAUUGGGUU